AUGGAGUUGUCGGCUACACUCUCGCGCGCGCCAGCGAGACCGCAAGCGCGGGCGGGCGAGGAGGUUGAAACGGAUACUCGGCAGGAUGCGCAGGCGGAAGCGGGCCCACCUCCCCGUCGGCCGCCCGCGUUCUACAGCUCCGUGUUCGCGCAGAUCGAAGAGAUCGGGUGGGAGCAGGUGGACAUACCUUACCCACAAAAAAUACAGUGGUCAAAAAGCUCAAGACUGAAAGAUGUUCUUUGCCAAUUCCAAGCGCACCUGAAGAUAUUACAAGAGUUCUGGUCUACGAUGGACGAGAUUGAUAAGAUCCUUUGGAUUGUUGAUCCAACAAAGCCAUCCUAUGCUAUGUGUCAUCGUCAUAUAUGUUUAGGUGACGAUUGCUACAUUUUGUUGCAUGUUGAUGCACGCAAGCCCAACUCCUUACCAGAGUGUCGCUUCUUGGGCACAGACAGCAAACUUGAUCAGCUGAUAUUAAAUUGGAGAAAGAAUCGUAAAAAAUGGGAUGCAAAGAAAAGAUUCCCUGAGAAUUUGGCAGCCGUCUUGGACUAUGCACUGCCUGCACCCCCUUCGGUCGGUGGUAACGUCAAAGACGACGAGCAAGCUGAUUGUGGGAUAUGCUAUGUCAAGCAUCUGCCAGUUGAUGACGAACUCGGUGCUCACAGCGGGUGCGCGACGGACUACACGUGCGAGAACCCCAGCUGCAGCAGAGCCUUCCACUCCGUGUGCCUGAGAGACUGGCUGCGCUCCAUCACCUCGACCAGGCUGUCGUUCGAUAUCCUGUUCGGGAACUGCCCCUACUGCAGCGAUCCCGUCGCCGUCAAGAUCGUCGACCACUAA
Miscanthus lutarioriparius is the source of this 837-nucleotide messenger RNA. NCBI's taxonomy places the organism in Eukaryota, Viridiplantae, Streptophyta, Magnoliopsida, Poales, Poaceae. The record is from the annotation of a GenBank genome assembly.